UAUUAUUAGACAUCGCGCACUCAGUCAAUGCUCACCGUUCGUUCACCGCGCAGACAAUAACAAACCCCGGUUCACCUCAACUGUGCCUCCCUCAACACUACACUAAUUAAUACACCUGCCCCAUUGUCACCUGCUACACUUAUUUAACACUGAAUUAAUCUACUUGCUAAUUUAUUCGUGUGUGUGUGUGUGUGUGUGUGUGUGUGUGUGUGUGUGUGUGUGUGCUGCAGCCGUCCAGUUUUAUGUAAGCCAUGAGGAAGUGACAGGAUGUGGCUUAACCCAUGGGUAAGGCUGCAGGGAGGGUGCCGAGCCUUCCUGCGCCCCCACCACUUUCCACAGUGCCCUAGCCUCACCGUGUACACCCCCUCACCCAUGCCACCCACUAAUCCAUCCCCGCAGCUCCUCAGAACAGCACACACCAUGAAUGUUUGUAGUGUAUCACCUGUAUUAAGUGCUGGGAGGAGGCUGGGAGGGAUGAGGGGCUGGGUGUGGCAGGGGUGUGGCUGUGGUGAUUUUGUGGGGAGAGGGAUCAGUACCACAGCUACCCAUCACAUGUUCUGGGAGAGAGAGCCGAAAGGAGGAUACGGCAAGGAGAUCAAAAAAAGUCGUAAGGAGCUGAUCCGUGAUGGCCUGAAGGAGCUGAGGGAGGAGAUGUCCAAGUGGAGGGAGGAGGUGGAUGAGAAGUUUACCAUGGAUCCUAUUUUUGUCAGGCCAGGAGACAUGGAUAAGGUGUGGGUGCUGAACAGUAAGGAGGCGCUGGACCAGUGGGUGGUGACCUGUGACAGCGACCACAACGAGGGACGCAGCACAGCAGAUCUCACACUCUCUCCUGGCUGUCAUGGUCUCUUCUCUGGCCAGCUGUGUGUUGAUCCCCCCAAGGACGGCAGGGUGAAGAGAGCUGGCUACUGCAACAUGAAGUCCAUCAGGCCCAGGAAAUCAUUCAAGAGAGAGUACCUGGACUGGGCAGACUACAAUACUUUAGAGAUCCGGCUGCGAGGGGACGGCCGCACCUACAUGCUCAACCUCAGCUGUGCCGGCUACUUCGAUGUCAUGUGGAACGAUAUGUACUCCUACCCCCUGUACACCCGCGGCGGCCCACACUGGCAGCUGACCCGGAUCCCCUUCUCCAAGUUCUUUCUGAGCAGCAAGGGGAGGAUACAGGACAAACAGGCCCCCAUACCUCUGGGUAAAGUGGUGUCUCUUGGCAUUUCCUCUGGCGACCGUUCCAAUGCACCUUUCCGCCUUGAGAUCGACUACAUCGGUGUGUACAAUGAUCCGGGCCACGUUGAGGAGUUUGCCUAUGAGAUGUACCAGCAGGAGAGGUUCAUGAUUACACCGUGAGGGGCUGAGGUGCUAGGUGGGUGUGCUGGCCCCUUGGUGUUUGUAUAUAAGUGUAACUUGUUGAGAUUCUUGUUUUUGUAUGUGCUGUUUUGCCUCUUGUGGUGCAGUGCCAUGGUAAGGUGUGAUUAUGUUAAAGUUUUCUUUCUCUCUCUCUCUCAGGAAUGGAAUGUGGUUUACCUCUAUCAGUCCAAUUAGUUCUCACUUCUGCAAUGUAAAUAAAAAAAGAAGCAAAGUUGGAUGAAAAUGAACAUAAAUAAGAAAUAAUAGUAAUGGUAAUACAGCCGGUGAAUCAUAAAUGGGUUGAGGUUAAUGCCCACAUCACUAAUAAAUAAUAAUAGAUCUCACACCAAAAUUUCCAUCUACACAGUUAAGAGAUGAAUAAUUGUAUCACAUGAGGGAAAUAUACAGCAGUGCUUUCAACCUUUUAACAACGUCAUACACACUCUUUUGGUUUUGAAAGGGGAGUGUGUUGCGGCAAGCCACUGUGAUGCUUAAGAGAGACUAUUAUGUAUUUUUAUUUUAUCUAUUUAUCAGUUUUUAUGUAGAGAGUGGUUGGCUGCGGGCAACAAAGGUCAUAAAAAGAAAGGCUCACUAAAGGUGCCAAUCCCUAUGCUGUCAAAAUUAAAGUUAUCAAAAAAAUAGCAAGGUAGAGGUAAGACACAGGUGAGGUGACAUUUGUACAGAGCCUACUAUGAAAUACACUGCAGCUAUUUGCA
Portunus trituberculatus (swimming crab) is the source of this 2057-nucleotide messenger RNA. It is a transcript of the gene CIA30, whose product is annotated as complex I intermediate-associated protein 30, mitochondrial-like. The record is from RefSeq and is a predicted model, not a curated record. Gene Ontology annotation, cellular component: mitochondrion. Lineage: Eukaryota; Metazoa; Arthropoda; Malacostraca; Decapoda; Portunidae. Gene Ontology annotation, biological process: mitochondrial electron transport, NADH to ubiquinone; mitochondrial respiratory chain complex I assembly.